Hevea brasiliensis (rubber tree) is the source of this 1465-nucleotide messenger RNA. RefSeq lists its product as uncharacterized. Lineage: Eukaryota; Viridiplantae; Streptophyta; Magnoliopsida; Malpighiales; Euphorbiaceae. The record is from RefSeq and is a predicted model, not a curated record. The transcript has 8 exons. The coding region runs from base 299 to 1180 and encodes 293 amino acids. Gene Ontology annotation, biological process: protein ubiquitination. Gene Ontology annotation, cellular component: membrane. Gene Ontology annotation, molecular function: ubiquitin-protein transferase activity; zinc ion binding.
UUUCUUGACAUUUGCUUACUACCUGGCUUUGAUCUAAAGUUACCAAACCUAAAGCCAAAGCCAGCUUCGGCUAAACCGAACCUUAUUUUCCUCUCUAUUUUGUUUUCGCCUCGAUUGUAUAUAAACAACAAUAUUUUUUAUCAUUACCAAAGCAAACAACAGCCGAGAAGAAAACCAGACUCAGAAGCGCGUUUUGUUUUCUUGUUUCUUUUCUUUCAAAAGCUAUUUACCCACAACCCAAUAGCGUCUUCUAUUAUUUUCUUGUUUCGCAUUUCCAGGGCUUCCCAAUCAAAUUCCAAUGAGUGAUCACCUGGUUUUCUGUGCUGAUAGACUCAUAACGCCCAAAAGUUUGCAGGAAAUGGAAGAAGAUAAGGAGCCAGUAUCUUCUGGGGAGUGUUCAUCAUCUCAUACUGCUGAUGAACACACUUGUGUUAUUGAUGUUGAGCGAGUGGGGAAACACGGGGUAUCAGAGGAAGAAGAACCACUUAUUCAAACAAUGGAAUGUCGCAUUUGCCAGGAGGAAGAUAGCAUUAAUAAUUUGGAAGCUCCAUGUGCUUGUAGUGGUAGCUUGAAGUUUGCACACAGGAAAUGUGUUCAGCGGUGGUGUAAUGAAAAAGGAGACAUAACUUGUGAGAUAUGUCAUCAGCCUUAUGAACCUGGUUAUACUGCCCCUCCACCUCCCCUUCCAAUGGAAGAUACAGCAAUUGAUAUCAGUGAGGGUUGGACCAUUGCGGGCACUCCUUUGGAUUUGCAUGAUCCUCGAAUUUUAGCUAUGGCAGCAGCAGAACGUCAUUUUUUAGAGGCAGAAUAUGACGAUUAUGCUGAUUCCAGUGCUAGUGGAGCUACAUUUUGCCGCUCUGCAGCUCUAAUUUUAAUGGCUCUUCUACUCUUGAGGCAUGCUAUGUCCCUCACUGGAGAUGGCGAUGAAGAUGCUUCUGCAUUUUUCUCUCUUUUCCUGAUAAGGGCUGCUGGUUUUCUUCUCCCAUGUUACAUCAUGGCCUGGGCCAUCAGUAUAUUGCAGCGACGAAGACAAAGACAGGAAGCGGCAGCUCUUACAGCAACCGAGGUUGCAUUCAUGCUGCAGGCAGGGCAACGACGGAGCUUGCAAGUCACAAUAGCACCUGGAUCUGGAACAACUCCUCACCAAGCUGCAACUCCACAACAAGAGCCACUUCAAUGAUGAGCUUGCUAUAGAAACGUGAAUGAUUGUCUUUGCUUAUGCGGGCCUUAUCUGAUUGGGUUAUUUUCAACUUUUUGCACAUUUAGUCUUUUGACGUGUAUGUACAUAAAUCUUUCAUCACACAGCCCUGUUUUGGGCUGCUUGAGAUACCUUUGUGUGCAGUGCUUAUGAUCACAACUGCAAGAUAUUCUGAGAGUUUUGUUGUGACUUUGGCAUGAUCAUCAUGCACCCCUUAAAAUGUAUUUGUUUAUGCCCAUGUAUACAAAAACAAGAAUUUAUUUUGGA